CAAAGCGGACACAUACAAACAAUAAACCAAAUCGUCAUUGAACGUCCUAUCUUUUUUUAUCAGUAACGUGAUUGAAACGUAUAUAAUAGCUGGUGUGCGGUCUGCGCGAAUUAAAAUAUUUGCAAUGGAUUAAGAUGACACAAUUCUGUUCAGAGGAUGGUUCAGUUAGCAAAGCAGGCAGAAGAAACCAUUGCACAACUGAAAGCACAAAUAGAGAAUAUUAAACAAGCAGCAGCAAUUAGUGUAAGCAAACCAGAGGAGGGAAGACUGAGAUCAGAAAAUGAACAACUGAAGGCCAAAAUCAACGCACUGAAAAUGUCAUUGAUGCAAUGUGAAAUAAAGAAUGGAGUGAAACAGGUUCCCAUUCCGCAAAGAGAACCAAAGCUGGAGGCAACUGGGGCGGACAGUGUCACACAGCCAGGAGACAUUAUAGCCGAGGUGAAACCACAGGUUGCCAAGGAGACGAAACCAAAACAAGAGAAAAAAGGAAAACCAGAAGAUGCCAGCAAGAAAAAAGGGGAUGAAGAAAGUAAGCCUAAGAAAGCCAAGGUAGAGAAGAAGGAUGCUGCAGCUGGUGCUGUCCGACCAAAAGAUAUUUCUCGAAUAGAUCUACGUGUUGGCAAGAUUGUAAAUUGUAAGAAACACCCUGAUGCUGACCGUUUGUAUGUUAAUGAUGUGGAUCUUGGAGAAGGGCAGACUCGUACAAUUUUAUCAGGCCUGGUGAAACAUGUGCCUAUAGAAGAGAUGCAGGGCAGAUUGGCUGUGUUCAUGUGUAACCUGAAGGCAGCUAAGAUGAGAGGAAUCCUGUCACAGGGGAUGAUUAUGUGUGCUUGUAGUCCAGAGAAAGUAGAAAUACUUCUUCCACCACCAGGAGCUCAGAUUGGUGACAGGGUGUUUGCAAAAGACUAUAUAGGAGAACCUGAUGCAUUGAUGAAUCCAAAGACGAAGAUAUGGAAAACUGUGAAACCUGAUCUUAAAACCGAUGGUGAUAAGGUUGCCGCAUACAAAGGCUCCCAAUUAAUCAUUGAAGGGAAGGGGAAAGUUGUUGUUCCGACAGCAGCCAAUACCCAAAUAUUGUAGUGCUAUGACAUUCUAUAUAUUUGAAAGCAGCAAUGAGGAAUAAAACAAUAACUAUUAUUAUAUAUAUAUUUGUUUGGUUGUUGAUUAGUCAAGAUUAUUGAACUCAUGAUGUUUUCUUGCUAUUCCAAGAAUUCCAAGAUACAAUGCAAGCUGUGCCGGACCCAGUACAAAAUAUUUUGUAUGAGCAAUUAUGGUUAUAGAUGCCUGUAAUAUGCACUUAAAUCUUUAACUUGAAUAGCUUUGUUUCAUUAAAAAAAAUUUUUAUCAAAUUUGUAAGCCUAAUUUUUUUGUCUCAAAGAAAUGUAUAACCAUAUCUUCAUGGAAAUCAAGAUUUUGUGUUUCCAGAUCACAUGAUUUGAGAAGCAGAGUUAUUGUACAUUAGGUGUUAAUCUAAACAUAUCAUUCAGUUAAAUUUACAAAGGAGGAAGUAGUAUUUUAAGCGACUUCAAUGAAAAAGGAGAAUCUUGUGCCUAGUAAACAUAUCUAAUAUGUUAAAGAAAUGUUGUAAUUUUAAUUUAGUUUUAAUAAUUGUCAAACGAGGAGGGAAUAUGCUUAUUAAUCAGACUUGACCAUUUUAUCAUAUAUAUUUCUAAAACUUGCAAACAGCUAAAUCGUAAAGUUUUGAUAUACUUUUACAGUAGCGACAAUAUUUAAAGUGGUUGAAUUUUGAUCCUUUGUUCUUUGAAAUGUUUUGUAAAACCAGACAUAAAAAAUAAAAUAAACAGGGCCUCCAUGGCCAAGUGGUUAAGGUCGCUGACUUCAAAUCACUUGCCCCUCACCGACGUUGGUUCUAGCUUCACUCCAGGCAUUGAAUACUUCAUGUGAGGAAGCCAGCCAACUGGCUUACGGAAGGUCAGUGGUUCUAUCCAGGUGCCCGCUCGUGAUGAAGUAAUACAAGGACGGGCACGUGGGGUCUUACUCCACCAUCAGAGCUGGAAAGUCGCCAUAUAAUCUAUAUUUGUGUCAGUGCAACAUUAAACUGAACAAAAACAAAACAAACAAAAAAAAUAAAUAUUGAUUCAAUUUUGAAUGAAAAGUGUACAGAAAAUGAACAUAUGUUACAAAAUGAAUACGCCCGAAGGGAUGUAUUAUAUUAUACCCCCGGUGUCCGUCUGUCCGUUAGCAAUUUCGCGUCCGCUCUGUAACUCUUGAACCCCGUGAAGGAUUUCGAAGAACCUUGACACAAAUGUUCACCACAUCGAGACGAUGUGCAGUGCGCAUGUUUCGGAUGGCUCACUUCAAGGUCAAGGUCACACUUGGGGGUCAAAGGUCAUAUGAAUUUGUUUCGUGUCCGCUCUGUAACUCUUGAACUGCUUGAGGGAUUUCAAAGAAAAUUGGCACAAAUAUUCACCACAUCAAGACAACAUGCAUAGCGCAUGUUUCGGAUGGCUGGCUUCAAGGUCAAUGUCAUUUGACUUUGUUUUGUGUGUUUAUUGCUCUGCAAUGCAGUGCUCUUGUUUUUCUUUGGCAGAUCCCUUUUUUGUUCACUUACAAUAAUUUUCGUUUGAAUUGCUUCCCUUUUAUGAUAGUAUAAAUAACUUAUUUUGUAACUUUUUAUUAUUGGCCAUAGGGAAAACCGAGAUCACUUUUCUGUGGUUCAACAUGGAUGGUAACUCCAAUCUUUAGGUGUAUUUUGACAUAUCUGUACCUUGUGAGGAUUUUUUAUGGAUUCUUCCCUUUGUUGUUUCUUUAAAUUUUGCUCCUAUCCUCUUCGGUCACACUAAGGGGUCAAAGAUCAUACCUUCGGGCGUAUAUUGCUCCGCAUUGCGGUGCUCUUGUUUCCCUUUUAUUGUCAUAGUCAUUGCAUGUGAUGCAAUAAAUUUUUAUUUUAAAACAUUUGAAAGGGUUGCACACAAUCAGUUAUUUAUAUAUACUGUGUUAAGUUGUUGGCUCAAUCAAGCUGCAUGUUCAAAGAGGACUACCCUUUUUGAAUGAGUACUUUUUGAAUGGAUGGAUAUGCGUAUACACGUCAGUGAAAAUUAUGUUUACCAUUGGAUCAAUCCUGUGAAUGUUAAAAAGUAUUAUAUCCAAAACAAUGAUUUUACCGGUGAAUAAAAUCCUUGUUAAGACUUCAGAUACGGAGGAAUUAUAUCCUGAGCACACAGCCCGAGUGAUGUGAUAAUGUGUAUCUGAAGGACAAACAAUGAUUUUAUAAUCCUCUUUGCUAAAGGUUGAGGAAUGUUGUUUUGGCGUUGUUAAUCUGGCUGUUUGUCCAUCCGUCCGAAAUUAAAAAUGCUUCUAAUUCACAAAGUAUUUAAUCUAGAAUAACCAAAACUUACAUAAUCAUUAAUCAGCUUAAGAGCUUUACUUACAAUUAGUAUUAGUUAUCCCCCUUGACCCUGUAAAAGCAGAGUUUUUUUCACCAUAAUUUGUUAAAUAAUUAUUUUCAAAAAGUAUUUUAGCUAGAAUCACCAAAUCACAUAAUUAUUGAUUAGCACUGUCACAUGACCUUUGCUCACAUUCAGUAUUGUCCUACUUGAACCAGUAAAAGCAGAGUUUUCCCCCCUUGAUCUGAUUGAAAAUGCAAGUACUUUCCCUGGAAUCACCAAACUGCAACUAUUUAUUUGCACAUGACCUUAACUCGCGUGUGGUAUUAUCUUUACCUAGUAAGAGUAGUUUUUCUUGAUUUUGUUAAAAAAAUGAAAUUGCUUAUAAUUCAAAUAGUAUUUUAACUACAAUCACCGAACCUUUCGUAAUGAUUAAUUGGCACAUAACCUUUGCUCACAUGUAUAAUUACCCCCCCCCCCCCCCUUGACCCGGUAAAAGCGAAGUUUUCCCCUUGAUUUGGUAAAAAAUUGAUUUCUGACUGUAAUUAAAUAACCUAUUCGUGGGCCUUCAUGAAACAAAUAUACAUGUAUACAAAUGGAUAUCACUAUAGGGCUGUCGUGCAAGGACAGUUUCGUCAGAAACACUUUAUCAGCUUAAGAGGUAUUGCCCUUUAAUUAUUUUAUAAUCCAUAAAUUCCCACAUAACAAGGUAAUCCAUUGAUUGCUCUUCAUGAAAUUUAACAGAAAUACAGAUCACUAUAGGGCAGUGAUGCAUGCACAUCUUUCAUCAGGAUCUCUUCAGUAACUGCAGAGUUAUUGUCCUUUAAUUGUUCUAAACUUCAUAAAUUUCCACAAAACAAAGUAACUCAUUGAUGGAUCUUCAUGAAACUUAAUACAAAUAUAAUCACUAUAGGGCAGAGUAUUUCCCCUUGAUUUUACCAAUAAACCAUAAGGUUUGUCUGUACAUUACCUGUAAAUAUCUGGAAAUUAAUUAUUUUUCAAAAUAUAGUCCUCUCAGUCACAAAACACAACCUAUUUCGCGGGGGAUAUGAAUUCACUGAAUUUGCUUGUUCAAGAUUACAUUUUGUACUGAGAACUUACACGAUAUCAACCUUUCAUAGAUUACUCAAGUUCCCAUUUUCAGCACACGACUAUGAUAUUUGAAGCUAUGUUGUAAUAAUUCACAUACAAGCAAUGAUUUUUAAUCAUAAGGUCACACAGUCAUCUUUGUAUAAUAGGAAAUUAAUUGGGUUGUGUAAGAAUAUAAUUUAUGCUCUCUGAAUUUAAUAAGUGGAAUGAGAAAAAAGAUGAAACUAUACAAUUUAACUUUUUUGAACAUCUAGUUAUAUAAUGAACACAUGCAGUAAUUUAAUUAAGCAAGAAAAAGUGUGCAGAUAAAUAUGAAAAUUUUACUAUUGUCGUGUAUUUUGGCUAUGAAAAAAAUAAUAAAAAAUUACAGAAUGUAGCUGCUUUAUGGAAUGCACAUGGAUUUGAAAAAUGUAACAGCUGUGCUCCUAAAACCAUUAACAUCCAGUUGGCCCCUUGUAUGAAAAAAAAUAUCUGUAGUCAAUGUUGCUAUGUUGAAAGCUCAUUAAAUUUUUCUCUGUAGAAUGUCUAGGUAUAUUUCGAUACUUUAUCUUAAAGUGGCAUUAUGCGCUCUUUUCAAGUAAAAAUCCAGCUGAAAUAGAUGUGUUUAUAAAAAAGUGGAGGAAGUUAUAGCUUUUAACCCAAUAUACCAAACUCUUUCUGUUACCAGUAGGAAAUAACAAGUUUCCAAAUUCUUUUUAAGAAAAGUCAAACCGCAUGCAGGAGUUGCUUCCCUUCAACUUCAGAAAUCUCUACCUAUAGCGAAGGGAGAUCACUGUGUAGAAGAUUGAAGUAAAGGCUCCGAUUUUUUUAUUUCUAAAGCUUAUCAUUAAUUGAACACAUUUAAAUGCACAGCAACCGAAAAUUGCUGGUAUAAAACAUUCACCAAAAACACUAUGUGCAGUAAGAUGCGCAUAAUGCCACUGAUGUUGAUGAAGUUUUAGUUACUCGGUUGAUGUAGUGUUUUAAAGCUGAUGUGCAAGGUAUUUUAAGUUCAAGCAUAUUGCUGCAGGUGUGAAUGCAUUACUAAUUUGUCAUUAGGUUCAUUGUUAUUUGUCAUAAUCAUUUGUUUACUUUUGUCAAAACAUUAACCUUACAAAAAAUGCAUCUCACGGUAUGCCUUGCGAAUUACAAUGCGAAACAAGA
This is a messenger RNA of Mercenaria mercenaria, 5579 nucleotides long. Its product is annotated as aminoacyl tRNA synthase complex-interacting multifunctional protein 1-like. The record is from RefSeq and is a predicted model, not a curated record. NCBI's taxonomy places the organism in Eukaryota, Metazoa, Mollusca, Bivalvia, Venerida, Veneridae. The coding region runs from base 157 to 1080 and encodes 307 amino acids. The transcript is spliced from 7 exons. Gene Ontology annotation, molecular function: tRNA binding.